Molecule: messenger RNA, 1083 nt
Organism: Labeo rohita (rohu)
Lineage: Eukaryota; Metazoa; Chordata; Actinopteri; Cypriniformes; Cyprinidae
Gene: mdp1
Product: magnesium dependent phosphatase 1
Exons: 6
Coding region: 101-583 (160 amino acids)
Molecular function (GO): acid phosphatase activity
Source: RefSeq, a predicted model, not a curated record
CCGGUAAGUUAAACAGAAUUGUGUGGUAAACGAAAGUGGUAUGUGCUCCUUUUUCAUGUCAUUUGAAUUGUGUUUUUCUCCGUGUCAUCGCUAAUCAAAGAUGUCUAUGCCAAAAUUAAUAGUGUUCGACCUCGAUUACACUCUGUGGCCAUUCUGGGUUGACACCCAUGUUAAUCCACCUUUUCACAUCGAUGACAGCGGUGUGGUGCGGGAUUCAGGAUUUGCCAACGUUACCAUUUAUCAUGAUACUGAAAAGAUCCUGAGCUCACUGCAUAGUCAGGGGUUCAAGAUAGGCAUCGCAUCGCGAACCAGUGAGACAGAAGGAGCCAAUCAGCUGCUGUCACUCUAUAAACUUGACCAAUACAUUUCCUUCAAGGAGAUCUACCCCGGUUCAAAGGUCACUCAUUUUAAAAGGCUGAAAGCUGACAGUGGCGUCCAGUUUUCUGACAUGAUGUUCUUUGAUGAUGAGGAAAGGAACAUCGUGGAAGUUGGCAGGCUGGGUGUUCACUGUGUGAUGGUUCACAAUGCCAUCACCUGGAAUCUAGUCAAGAACGCACUUGAGCAGUUCAGCAAGAAGCAGUAAAGGCGUCUGGUCCUGUGGAGAUGCAGAUGCUGCAAAUAAAGAACAAACUAUUUGCUGUGCAAAAAACUGACAUGUAUUGAGGACUAGGAGUGUCAUGUUUAGUGGUUAUUUCUGUAUAAUCAACUUGACAAAGGCAAUUGGUAAAUACUUAAAAUUAUGUUUUAACAUUUAAAUAAUUUUAUUAAUUGACUCCAUUUUAAAACAUUUUGUUUGGUUUUGUUUUUUGGUAGUUUUAGAUGCAAUUUAUUUAUAUUUGUAUUUUUCAGUGAAUACAAUAAUAGUUUAUUCCUUUAUUUAAGUGACACUCCUAGUCUUCCAUAGAAAUGCACUUUUGCUUAUUUGUAUUUAAAAUACUUUUAAGUUAAACAGGACUAUACUGUACACACAGCACAAAAAGUCAACGCUUUGUUACUAAAUGUUUCUGUACAGAGACUACAAUGGAAAAAUUGUUUUAUAUUUAUAACAUUUAUAAAACACAUGUUCUCCAUUUUUUUGUUGUU